CCCCUCUGCUUCUUCUCCCCCACGGCCCUUUCGUCGGUUCUGUUACUCACUCUCACCUCGUUUCUACGUCGGUCUCGGACAAUGGAGCCGGUCCUGCCAGCCCUACCGUAUCCUGUCUAAUGCGUGUCUGGUCUUUGUCCCCCAGCCCAGCGACCAAUGCACGAGGAUAUCCGAGAUGGGUAAUCUUGGUGACCUAUCGCCCCAGGGGAGUGUCGCGGUUGGGGUGAUUGUCGGGUUGAUCUCGACCAGUCUCCAAGCUAUCGGACUGACCCUCCAACGCAAGUCGCAUAUCCUCGAGGACGAGAAACACCCCUACGAUUUACGCCGACCACCCUACAAACGCCGGAGAUGGCAGUUGGGCAUGCUGAUGUUCGUCGUUGCGAACAUCGUCGGCAGUACCAUCCAGAUAACUACCCUCCCGCUCCCGGUGCUUUCUACCCUGCAAGCUUCCGGCCUCGUUUUUAACACCAUAUUCGCAACUUUGAUCCUGGGUGAAGCCUUCACCAGAUACUCUCUCGUCGGUACUGUCUUGGUCUGCGUCGGCGCGUUAUUGAUAGCAGUCUUCGGCGCCGUGGGGGAGCCAGCGCACAGCCUCGAUCAACUUUUAGAACUGCUCCAGCGUCGAAAUUUUGUUCUUUGGAUGGCAGGGACGGCCGUACUGGUGCUGGUCAUCUAUCUCGGGUCCAGGCUGCUCAAGUUCCUGGUCUCACCGUCCCGCUCGAAAUAUACCAGCUCACGCGGUCCAUAUAAGCCGCAUUUGCAAUUAUCCCAUGGACGUAUUCGACUUAUUCGGGGUCUAUCAUAUGGCAUGAUCAGUGGAAUUUUGUCGGCCCAUUCUCUCCUUCUCGCCAAAUCAGCUGUGGAGCUCCUCGUUCGCACGGUCGUGGAUCGCGUCAAUCAAUUCAACCGAUGGCAGUCCUGGGUCAUCCUUCUCGCAAUGAUCGCGCUUGCUCUCUCCCAGCUUUUCUAUCUACACCGAGGCUUAAAGCUGUGCAGCACCAGUGUCCUAUACCCCUUCGUCUUCUGCAUCUACAAUAUUAUAGCCAUCAUAGAUGGCUUAAUAUACUUCCAACAGAUGUCCCAGCUGGCAGGUUUCCAUGCUGGGCUGAUAUCAUUGGGAACGAUUGUCCUACUGGCUGGAGUCCUCUGCCUGUCUUGGCGGCUAGAGGUUGUCGACAGCCAUGCGGCUGUGACUGUCGGCGGGCCCUCCCAAACCGGGCUGGGCCCUGGAAUGGCAGUUGUCGAGGAACAUCCGACCUCUCCGAUUGAUCUAAGAUUUGAGGGCCAGGAAGAUCCGGAGCGUGAGCCUCUGUUGCGCAGUGCUCCUCCUCGAAGGAGCCCUCAUAAAAGAGCACCCAGUCUGCCUCUCCUGCAAUCCGACUCCACCACGGAUCUAGAUUCAGCUUCUAUCUGGGCUGAGCUCGAUGACUCGGAUUACGAUUAUGCUGCAACUACCUUGCAUUCCCCACGACGUACUCGUACAUUUGGAGACCCGCUCUCAAUCCAACCAAGAAACAGGAGCGGUGGUACCACCUUAAGGGACAAGCUCCUGCGUGGACCGCGUCGCUCCAGCACCAUCCCAGUCAAUCAAAGCACCUGGAAUCCGCGAAGAGCACCCUACGCUGUACCCCCCGAGCGUCGUAAACAACGGAGAACAUCGGCCCCUGCUCCUGAAAAUCGCAGUCUCCUUCCCAAACGAUCGAAUACAACUGGAUACGGCACCCAGGAAGAUCGCACCGAUGCUCUAGUCUCAGGGAAUCGUCGUCGCGAAUCCUUCACCGACCCAGAUCCCUCCGGCGGGUAUUCAAAUCUCCUCGCAGGUCCGAGGAGCACCCUCCGCGGAGCCUGGCGAAGCAGUCUCCGAUACCUUGCCCAAUGGACCGGCAGCCAAGGAAGACGCACAAGCUCAUCCAACCCAGUUUCCGACCUCGAAGCCAGUCCCAACGGACACACAGAAUGAAAGCAUCUAUUCCUGCGCCACCAUACCCAUACCCCGGCCCAGCCAUACCCACUAGACCCACCCACCCCAUACACUGGCAACCACACCAUGGAUAACCCCUUUCCUUUCAACCAAUGUACAAUAACUUCAUACUACCUAUUUAUCUAUACACACAUACAUCG
Messenger RNA from Aspergillus sclerotioniger CBS 115572, 2121 nucleotides. RefSeq names its product DUF803 domain protein. The transcript has 4 exons. Bases 176 to 1960 code for a protein of 594 amino acids. NCBI's taxonomy places the organism in Eukaryota, Fungi, Ascomycota, Eurotiomycetes, Eurotiales, Aspergillaceae. Gene Ontology annotation, molecular function: magnesium ion transmembrane transporter activity. Gene Ontology annotation, cellular component: membrane. Gene Ontology annotation, biological process: magnesium ion transport. The record is from RefSeq and is a predicted model, not a curated record.